AUGCCUCACUACGCCGAAUCCAGAUUUCACCCUGUCCAUUCCUACCCUGACGAUCAACCAACGCCGGAACAGUUUCAGGGCUCAAAUGGCUACGAGACGGACCGAUUCGAAUUCGCUAGUGAUAUAACCCCGAAAGCUCCCAAGCGUCAGCGACGAGACCGAAAGCUCUACGGAAGCCGAGACGACUCACUCCUCACGUCUUCAACCUCAUCGGAUAGUCAGCGCCGCGAUGGCAAGAAAAUGAAAAGAUUGGGAUAUGAUUACAUUUUAAGUGUCAGAAACGACUCGUCGGACUUGGGAUGUGGUCUAAACGCGGUGCCUGACGAAUAUGGAGUGUGUUCCUGCGACGAGAAUUUUACCGAGCACCUAUCAGGCAAGUGUCCCCUCUCCAAUCUAAUUUUUCAUUCUCUCUCUUGUGAAGGAACCUACUGUGUCUCAUGUUCCUCCCUCUCACUGACAGGUCCUGGUGCCGAUGGACAAGCCUGCACGUGCCAUCCGUACGCCAAAGCCGACGACAACGGAGUCUGUCAAUGUUUACCAGGCUUUAAAAGAUUCAACGACGGAUUAGUGGACAUUUGCAUAUCGUGUGAUCAAGUCCAAGGGCUUUUCAGCAAUCCGGAAAGCUGCUCUUGCUCUAGUGGCUCCUCUAUCAACGAAUUUGGCGUAUGCAUGCCGGAUGAGAACGGUUUAUCCGCGACAACAUCUUCACCAACGUUAUCAACUACUAACACGGGAGAGACUACUGCCGCUCAAACCGAGUGGGGUAACUCUACCACCGAAUUAGACAGCACAACAGAUUUGAUGGAAGAUACCACUUCAGUGGAAACAUUAGCUAGCACAACAGCAAUAUCUGUUGACGACCAAACAAGCUUUAUUGGCGACUUCGGAACUACGCAAGAAAUGGCUUCGUUAAGUGAUUCUUACUCCAGUCAGACAACAGAAGAAUAUGCAUUCACUUCAGGAAUAACGUCGACUCUUGCCGCUUCAACGCUGGAAUCAGAAACAGAAAGUGUAACGGACUAUUUCACCGAAGAAAUUACGAGCGCUGAAACUCAAACUGCUGAAGUGACUUCAAUAAAAAUGGAAAGUGACGAAGCAACAACUGGGCCGAACUCUAUAUUCACCGACGUGCCAAGUGCGACGCCUGAGCAAACUGAUACAAUACCGCACACAACUGCAGAUAACACCUACCCAUCCAGCACCGAAAUUGCAACAACCGAGGAAAAUGAAGCCACGACUUUCACGACCGAAGUUUUCAUAAGCAACGGUACUCAACCAGAAGAGCUUGAGCCAACAACCUCUGCCGAAUCUCUUCUAACGCAAACAGAGCCUCUUACAGCUGCUUUUACUACUCAUGCUCAAACAACAGAAAUUUCGAUGACGACCGCACUUUCUGAUAAUUUCACAACAGCUGGAUUCUCAAAUGAGUCUGUCGUGGAUUGGCCCCUGAAAAGAUAUGGCGGAGUUCGAACUCGCACCCAAGUCUGCAACACGGACAACUGCGGAGUCGGCUCGACACGAACUGUAACUGAGUCUUGCAACGCGGCGUCGAGCUGUUUCGCCAUCGUUACUAAUAACGUGACCAUGUCCUUUGACCUGACGGUCAGUUUCUCCACCAACGCGACGUACAAUUCUUCAACUGAUGAUAAUAUAGACAUGAUUACGUCGGGAAUACGCGAUGCUCUGGAAAGUAUUGGUUCUUAUCUGGGCAGUUAUAACAUCAUGAUCAACGUCCAACCAACAACUGCAAGACGACGAAGAACAGCUGACCUGUCGAAUAUUGAAGACUAUCAUAUCGAAUCGGAAAUCUACCUCGAGGAAAAGCUCGAAAAGGAUAAAAUUCAGAGCUUGAGAUUACUCAAUGUCUCGGAUUUCUUGGAACGAUUCAACCUCUUGCUCGACGAAAAUGGCUACCAGGUCGAAUCUGAGUCCGACCCAGAAGUAGCCGUGGAAGAAAGUUUGAAGACGGACAAUUCUUUCGACCCAUCAGAUGGAAUUUCAUGCGCAGAUGUCAACGCUGAACCAGUUGGGGCUCAGUGCUUGUGCAGAUAUGGAUUCAAAGAUUAUGGCGUUGGAAGCGAAUUGGAACGCGGUGGACGCGAAGACGAUAUGAUUUUUGGCGAGUGGCAGGCGCAGAAGAUGCGCGACAAGGGACAAUCGACGAUUGGACAUAGAAUUGACCCAACUCUCGACAUCAACCCUCUUUACCGGCAGUAUUUGGCGAGGAAUGGAAUGAACAGAAACGAAACAACGGACGCGAUGGAACGAAGAAGAGAGCUCACCAGAGCUAUUGGAGCUGUUGUCAAGUGGGAUCAAUACAGAGAACACAACAAGCACGUGAUUCCGUUCUACUUCCAAGACAAUUACCCAGCCGAGUUGCGAGAGGACAUCAAGCGAGCUCUCUUUGAUCUUGGAUCGAAUACCUGCAUUGACUUCCGACUCGUCAACGCAAAGGACAGAAGUUACGACAGCAAGAUCAAAAUCACGAGUGGAUCGGGCUGCUAUUCCUACGUCGGCUUUCAGGGCGUGAGCGAACAGGAGAUCUCCAUUAGAUCGCUGGGUUGCGUCUCGAGAGGAACCGUUCAGCACGAAUUUAUGCAUGCGCUUGGAUUUUAUCACGAACAGGCUCGACCGGACGCCAAAAAUACAUCGAAGUCAAGGUAA
Oikopleura dioica is the source of this 2664-nucleotide messenger RNA. Lineage: Eukaryota; Metazoa; Chordata; Appendicularia; Copelata; Oikopleuridae. The record is from the annotation of a GenBank genome assembly.